ACUGACGAUGACCCAGCUUAUGGCUACUGGUUCCAGGAAGGAAGUGAUCACAGCCAGGAUGUUCUAGUGGCCACAAACAACCCCGAUCGAGACGUGCAGGAGGAGACCCAGGGCCGAUUCCACCUCCUCGGGGACCCCCGGGACGACAACUGCUCCCUGGACAUCAGAGAUGCACAGAGAAGGGACUCGGGGACAUACUUCUUUAGGGUGGAGAGAGGGUCUUAUGUGAAAUAUAAUUACCUACAGAACCAGCUCUCCAUGCGUGUGACCGCCUUGACCCGCACACCUGACAUCCUCAUCCCGGGGACCCUGGAGUCUGGCCGCCCCGGGAACCUGACCUGCUCUGUGCCCUGGGCCUGUGAGCGGGGCACACCUCCCAUCUUCUCCUGGACGUCAGUGGCCCUCACCUCCCUGGACCCCAGGACCCACCUCUCCUCGGUGCUCACCCUCACCCCACGGCCCCAGGACCAUGGCACCAACCUCACCUGUCAGGUGCACUUCCCUGCAGCUGGUGUGAUGGUGGAAAGGACCGUCCAGCUCAAUGUCACCUGAAAAUCAGGGCCUGUGGCAGAAUUGGUUUUGGUGGCCAUUGGGGAAGCUGCUGUCAAGACCCUGUUGCUCCUCCUCUGCCUCAUCAUCCUCAUAAGGAAGUUCCUCAGGAAGGAGACAGCCAGGCCUGCAGGGGACCUGGCGGAGGCAAACAUGGCCCCCAGUUAA
Leptonychotes weddellii (Weddell seal) is the source of this 717-nucleotide messenger RNA. The record is from RefSeq and is a predicted model, not a curated record. Lineage: Eukaryota; Metazoa; Chordata; Mammalia; Carnivora; Phocidae.